Messenger RNA from Rhipicephalus sanguineus (brown dog tick), 1624 nucleotides. Its product is annotated as alanine aminotransferase 2. The record is from RefSeq and is a predicted model, not a curated record. Lineage: Eukaryota; Metazoa; Arthropoda; Arachnida; Ixodida; Ixodidae. The transcript has 13 exons. Gene Ontology annotation, biological process: biosynthetic process. Bases 121 to 1560 code for a protein of 479 amino acids. Gene Ontology annotation, molecular function: pyridoxal phosphate binding; L-alanine:2-oxoglutarate transaminase activity.
GUUUCACAAGUGAAGGAAAUACCUGCCACCUGAUAUCAAAAGCUACUUAAAAAGGAGAGAACGAGAUACUUCGGUUCGAAGGCGUCGUGUAUAGCUCAGCUGCGUUGUAACCUUUUCAUAAUGCCGGAGCACAACGCAUUCGAAAGCGUCGAGCACGGUGAAAGCAAGCAGCGACUGACGGGCCCUAAAGCACUCAAGGGAGUCUUGGACCUGAUACGUUCGAUAGAAGAACAGCUCAAGAAGGGGGAAAAAAUCGGCGUUCCUGACCUCAUCAGAGCAGACAUAAGUGACGGUCAAGCAUUUGGUCAAAAACCUCUCACAUUUCCUCGGCAGGUUAUCAGCGCAUGUGCUUACCCGGACAUCGCUGAUCACGUACCGCUCCCUAUCGACGUUAAGUUGAGAACGAAAGAAAUUCUCGACCACUGCCCAGGAAAUACUGUCGGCUCUGUUAUAAUCAACGGUCACCCGAUCGUCCGACAGCACAUUGCCGAUUACAUCAGCAGCAGGGAUGGCAUUGAUGUCAAUCCAGCCAAAAUCUGGAUUACGAAUGGCGUUUUUCAUGGAGUUUCCGUUAUACUUGACGUGCUGCGGAGGCGACCAAAUGGGAAACCACCAGGUGCCCUUACUUGCGUCCCACAGUACAUGAGCUACUUCGACAUGCUGCACGACAAAGGAUACUACGAGGCAUACUAUUACCUGGAUGAAGAUCGCAACUGGACCCAUAACCUUCGCUGGAUGCGAGAAACACUUGACUCCUCGAGAAAGCACUGCACACCAAGGCUGCUACUGUUGGUAAACCCCUCGAACCCACCAGGUACCGUGCUAUCCAAAAAACAGCUCGAAGAGAUCAUCCAAUUUGCAUACGAGAAUCAACUUGUCAUACUUGCAGACGAGAUAUUUGAACACAAUAUAUACAGCAACAAGCGCCCGUUCUACAGCGUGAGGAAAAUCGUUGAUGCGAUGGGUGCUCCAUACACGAAGACACCUGUGGUGACGUUUAGUUCAAUAUCAAAGGGAUUUGCUGCAGAAGGAGGCUUGCAAGCUGGCUAUUUUGAGGCCGUCAACCUCGACCAAGUUGAUGAAGCAAACUUGGAGCAUCUUAUGGAGGAUAUCUUACCGCCUAUGCUGUCACAGGUUGCUUUGGACUGCUUCGUGAAGCCACCCAGCCCAGGCGAGCCAUCGUAUGAAUUGUACGCUAAGGAGAAGGCCUUCAUCCUCAACUCCCUUGCCGAGCGCGCCGAGCUGGCCGUAGAGAGGCUGAAUGCUAUUGAGGGAAUCCACUGCAGUCCUGUAGAAGGAUCCAUGGCUGCUUACGCGCGUGUACUAAUACCCGAAAGAGCCAUCGAGGAAGCUCAGCGUCAAGGAAAGGAGCCAGACGUUUUUUAUGCGGAGGAGCUCCUCAAAAGCAAAGGAGUCAGCGUAGCUCCUGGCUCUGCUUUCGGAAAGCUGCCAGGGAGAUUCUACAUCAGGGUCACAAUACUGCAGCCAAGAGAUAAGCUUCUGGAACUCUUCCACCGUCUGAAACUGUUUCACGAGGACUUUCUCGCCAAAUACGCCUAGACAUGUGUUGCGAUCAUUUAUCUUUAACAAAAAUAACAAAUAUUUAUUAAAUAAAAUACAUGUA